This is a messenger RNA of Penicillium verhagenii, 690 nucleotides long. RefSeq lists its product as uncharacterized. The transcript has 3 exons. NCBI's taxonomy places the organism in Eukaryota, Fungi, Ascomycota, Eurotiomycetes, Eurotiales, Aspergillaceae. Bases 1 to 690 code for a protein of 229 amino acids. The record is from RefSeq and is a predicted model, not a curated record.
AUGCCUCGCGCUCCCCACUUCGUUGAAUGUCCUCUCCACCCCGGUGGAGGCCACACCGUUGAACGCUGCCCGGCCAAUCAAGCGCUCAACACUUUGUGUAGUGUGCUUGACGCGCACGUGCAGGCCUCCCGCAGCCAAUGGCGCGGAGGCCUGCGUGGUGUGCGUGGUCGUGGUGUGCGUGGUCGUGGUGUGCGUGGUCGUGGUGUGCGUGGUCGUGGUGUGCGUGGUCGUGGUGUGCGUGGUCGUGGUGUGCGUGGUCGUGGUGGUGGUCGUGGUGGUCCCCGUCCCCCUGCGCUGCCCGUCCCCUCGGGUCCCCGUGGUGUUGGUGUUGGUGCGUCUCGUGGCCGUGGCCGUGGUCGCCCGCGACCCGGCCAGAGAGAACGACGGGCUGCCCGUGCUGCCCGUGCCGCUGCCCUUGCUCCCCCCGCCUCCGCCUCCGCCCCCGCUGCCCCUGCCGCUGCUGCUGCUCCCGCUGCCCCCCUCGCUCCCCCUCCCGCUCCUCCCGCUGCUGCCGCCCCUGCUGCCGCCCCCGCUGGGCCUGCCGCUCCCGCCGCUGCCCCUGUUGCGCCUGCCCCCCCCACCGCUGCCUACCCGGCUGCUCCUGGCCUUCUUGAUGGCCCUGUUCCCGCCGUCUUUUCUUUUCCGCCGCUUUUGCCGCUCCCGGAGGGCGAUGAUGAGAUUAUUGAAUAA